UAAAGACUCGCUGUGAUUGGCGGACUGUACACCGUCUUCAGUUAAGUUCAGAACUGAACUGUUAGAUGUGCAGCUCCAUAGCCACAAAUCGGAACCAAAUCUGAGUACCCAUAGACUCAACGUCACACAGAGCCUUAUUUAUCUGCACAGCGAAAACAACCGAAAUGAGCGGUCGAGGCAGCCGUAAGCGUGGUCGGCCACCAAAGACACCUAACGAGCGGACUUCGGGACGCUUCAAUUACCAGCUGCUCAAAAAGCCAAAGUAUCUCAGCGAAGGAAAGUCCCAGCCUAGCACUCCGUCGGCCUCCAGGGGCAUUUCCCCGCAGAGCGAUGAAGGUAGCCGAAGCAGCCACAACAACCACAACCGCGGAAGUCGCGGAACCGCUGCCAAGAGGGGACGCGGCCGUAAAUCGGCUGUGCAACCCAACACCAGUCACAUCUCCGGACGAAAAGGGUACGAAUCAGAAUAUCACUACGGUUCUGAUUUUGGAGAUUCAGAUGAAGACAAAUCAGAUAAUGAGGAUGACAUGCUUCUGACCCCCAGCGAUGACGAGAGUCUAGAAGCAGCUAACGAGAGCGAAUCGGAAUUCUCUGUAUGUAGCUUUAAUCAAAAUGGAGUUGGUCGGCCUCCACGUCCGCCAAGUCCAGAACCGGUUUGGCUACAGGAAGGGCGGGAAUAUGCAGCGCUUGACCUGCCCGAUUCCUCGGAGGAUCUAGCCAUAGCCAAUAAUCACGUCUUGGCUGCUCUCAGUAUUUAUGAAGUACUGCGUCGCUUUCGCCACUUGGUGCGCCUUUCUCCGUUCCGAUUCGAAGAUUUUUGCGCAGCACUGGCUUGUGAAGAGCAAAGCGCUUUAUUAACGGAUGUCCAUAUAAUGCUGCUAAAGGCGAUCUUAAGGGAAGAGGACGCACAAGGUACACACUUUGGACCCCUAGAUCAAAAGGAUACCGUUAAUAUUAGUCUUUACCUGAUUGACGCUUUAACGUGGCCUGAAGUUUUGCGCAGCUAUGUGGAAAGUGAUAAGACAUUUGAUCGCAAUGUGUUCCAUAUUUUAAGCCGAACUGAAUACCCCUACACGGGCAUUGAAGACCGCCUUGAAGUCCUUCAGUUUUUGGCAGAUCAAUUUCUAACCGCCAAUUCGAUUCGCGAUGUAAUGCUCCAGGAAGGCCCCAUUCACUACGAUGACCAUUGUCGCGUAUGUCACCGACUUGGGGAUUUGUUAUGCUGCGAAACAUGCCCUGCCGUUUAUCACUUGGAAUGUGUAGACCCUCCAAUGAACGACGUACCUACUGAGGAUUGGCAGUGCGGCCUUUGCCGUUCACAUAAGGUCACCGGCGUAAUGGACUGUGUGCUGCAGCAGGAAAAACAAGGCGUGCUAAUCCGACAUGACAGCCUAGGUGUUGAUCGUCAUGGGCGCAAAUAUUGGUUUAUUGCACGUCGUAUUUUUAUCGAAGAUCAGGCAGACUGCUCUUGCUGGUACUACAGUACGACUAGUAAAUUAAAAUUGCUCCUUAACCGACUCGACCCCGAAGAACUAGAAACUCGGCUGCAUAGUCAAUUAACAGAACGCCAAGAAGAAAUCGAGCGCCAAAUGAAAUUAACUGAGACUUUAACUAACGAGCACAAACAUAACAAGCGAAGUUUAAUAGAAAUUGAACAAGAGGCUACUAAGGAAAUAUUUGAAAAAGAGGCAAUCAACAAGGAAUCGAAAUCCGAGAAUCAUUUGCUAGAAGGAACAAAAAAACAGGAAGAAAGCAAAAUGGUAACACGUCAAAAGUCCAAUCAACUUAGCAAUGGGACACUGCAUUUUAAACUUGGCAUGGAGCAAGGUUUUAAAAAUUAUGUUAAUCAGUACUCAACUAAUCCAAUUGCUUUAAACAAACCGCAAAGGAACGAGGAGCGGGAUAAACGACGUCAUCUCUCCCACAAGUUUUCGUUAACAACUGCUUCUGACUUUAAGUGGAUCGGUAUAACUAUGGGAACUACCGAAAACAUGAUAACAACGCUUAGGCAGACGUUGAUCAAUUUUGAGUCCAACAUAUCAGCUUCUUUUUUAAAUACAAACUGGCUGGUUAACAAAAAAAUUUGGAAUGCUGCUGUGAUGAACGCUUGUCGGGCAUCUGAUUUUGCGGCCGUGUUGUUGCUGUUCCAAUCCUCCUUGAAGAGCGUUGUCUUUGCUAACGUCUGGCAUGAGCAACUUGGUCAUACAACUUUACAACGCAUAACUAGUGCCGAACGAGAAGAGAGAAAAAUGGAAAAGCGAGAGAAACGCGAGCGGGAUGAUGAGGAAGAACGUAAUCGCCUAGCAUUUAAUUAUAUAAAAUAUACCCUGGGUUUAAAACAUCAAGUGUGGAAGCAAAAAGGAGAAGAAUAUCGUGUUCAUGGGCAGUGGGGCUGGCUUUGGCUUUCAAGCAGUCGUCGCUGUGGUAUUCGUGCCCGACGAGCCCAACCACUGGCACACAAUAGAGUGUAUGUGCAUUACACCAUGGGAGAGGAAAAUGCCAUAAAUGAGAUUAUAUUAGUCGACCCACGCACUCAACGUUUUAUGCAACAAUGUGAGUCAAGCAAUGUCGAUGGUCAGGUGUGUCAUUACUUACCGGAACAAUACACAAACGUAAAAGUUAUCGAAGAUGUUGAAGGAAAAAUUAAUGGGAACAUCGAUGUCAGCAAGGCGCUAAAUGCUCCAGGGCGUACGUACUACCCAAAAGUUAAUCGCAAAAGUCGAUUAGAUGAUCUGUUAGACCGUCGUAUAAAGUUAGCUGAGGCGGAAAAACAAAUUGCUUCCAAAGCUUCCACCGAUGCUGUGCUAAUUUCGUCUCAACAUAUUCCAGCAAACUGCAAACAAACUUAUCUAGAAAAGCGGUUACUUCGCCUUGCUGAAGUCCCUGCAAAAGGGGGACCUGCAAAUGUUAACUUGGAACUUGUUAAUUCGCUGGCUAAACAAAUCCAAACAGUGCGCUUACAAUUUAGUCAACUAAAUCGUUUUGCUAAGAUUUUUCGUUGUUACACAAAGGAGUGUAAUACAAAUUCAAAUGCUGUAUCCCAAAUUACCCAAAAUACUUGUUACUCGCCAUUGUGUCUUCAAACACGGGCAAAGAAAGAACUUUUGUUGCUGUUACGAAAGGCGCAUACCGCGGGAAAUGGAUCGAAAGAGACUGUUGCCGCUAUACUGGGUGCUGUUAAAAAGCCAUCCAUACUUGAGCAGAAGCUAACUGAGGGUAAGAGAGAGUUCCCACAACUAACAACGGAUGAAUCAGAUGAUGGAAAACAAACGGAAUCCGAAGCGCCGUUGGAUUUACUGCAAGACUGGGAGAAUGCACGUUCGCACGCCAUUCCCUUUAACCAAUCCUUGCUGAGUCAAUGCUUGCUUGUUGAACAAGACUACACAACCAAUGCAAAAAUUAAAGAAGAAGAUGAUCCGAGGGUCAGAAGCAGUGCAACUACUGAUUCUAACACACAAGACUCCGAUAAAAUGGACUAUAUCGAGAGUAUGGAUGUUUGCAGUAAUGUUGAAAUUGAGAGUACCGAAGAAUCUGUUGUAGCUGGCUUGAGUUCAGUUUGUUCAACAGCUAACGUUGAAGAUAUCGAUAUGACACCCGGAUGGCGGCGAAAACGUAACCAAAAAUCUAAAAAAACGUACAUUGGUACUAAAGAUGUGUUAGAUCAGACGUUGGACAAGGAUAUCCCACUCAAUAAACAAAACCGCAGGUUUCCCAUCACUGCACGUCCCGUCAAACGGGAAUGCGUAAAAAAAUAUGACCGGGAGUACUUUGAGAAUGGAACAGAGCGUGUCUAUACAUCUAAUUCACCUCGGGGUCGUGUAUACCUUCUAAAUGAUGCAUCCAAGUUGUACGAAAUAGCUGAAAAAACUGAUGAAAAGCCUACAGCUUCCAAAAGGCCAUCAUACUCACGGUAUCCUCUUAUCUCAAAUUACCUUACUCAUAAAAAGAAACGUAGUUUGUUUGUGCUACCUCGUUUUGAGCUUCUGAAAUUAGCGCGUCUUGGAGGUAAAACAUCCACUAAUGGUUUUCAUCACGCUGCUAAAAAUAAUACAAUCUGGCAAUAUCAAUGCUCGCGUCCCCUCUUUCGAACAUGCUGGUCUUAUCGCACAUCUAAUGCCGCCACCUUAUCCAGCCUAGCACUUCAGCUUCGAAUAUUAUGGUCUUGUCUUCGCUGGGACGAUAUGAUAGCAAAGCCUCCAUCCGCAGAUGGGAAGCAUCAGGUUACGACGGACACAGAAAUUGUCACUUUGGAGCUGUUAAAACUUCGGCAUGCAGGUCGAUAUGGUGAGAAAACCAGUUAUUUGCGGAGAAAAGUUGUCAUCCCACUGGAAAUGCCUAAGACUAUCAGAGAAGUAACAUCAAUAAGAUCUGGACUGCGGAAACGAAAACGCGCUGAGUCUCCCCAGCCAACCGAGCCCCAAAUUAGCGAGGAAUGGGUUGAUGAAGAUAAACUAGAGUUAUGGGAAAUUAAGUUUAUUGGAGAAAAACAGGAAAAGGCACGCCUAUCAGCAGUAACUAGAUCGGUUACUUCUCGCCAACUAGAUACAAAUUGUCCCAGCUCUUCAACUAAUGGAACCCCUGGCGUUGGCCGGGCCCAAUUGGCACCAAAACCGUGUGAAGAUGUUAAGGAAAAAAUGGAACAGCAAUUAAAAUUGCAACGCGCUGUUCAUCAGCAGAGAAGACUGGUUGACGGGGAAGUCCCUCGUUCUGCGACUCCAGUAAAAGGACAAGUUAUUGGCAGUAGACGUGUCAUUGUAAAAAACCCUGAUGGAACAACGCGAAUCAUACAGCAAGCAGUUACACAGGUGUCUCGGUCAGCAUCAGCAAAUACUUUAGCGUCGACAACCGCUUCUCCUACGGGAGCAAGCACGUCUAGCACACAACCUGCGUCAUCUGCGCCCACACCACAUAAGGUUCAAAUUAUUAGAGGACCAGAUGGAAAGGUGAGCGUGCGCGGAUUAAAUCCUGGGCAACAGCUAGUUCAGAUGCCAGAUGGUAAACUGCAUGUGCUGACUACGACCAAUUCAUCAAAUGCAGCUGCGCAAGGGAAUAAAGUAAAGGCUUCAUUUAAGCCUUCAUCAACUUCGUCGUCCCCAGCAACAGCAUCAGCACCGACUACUUCAAACACAGCGACGCCUGUUAUUAAACAAAUUGCAGUUAAACAUGUCGCAAAAAAUUCCGGAGCUCUAGCAUCUCUAGCAUCUUCACAGCGCGUUGCUUUACCACUCGCACAAAUUAAAAACAAAUUAUUGCUGGCUCAACAGCAACAGCAAGCGACAUCAGCAACAACGUCAGGAACAACUACAUCACCGUCCGUUCAAAAGAUAGUGUCUAAAGUGGUAAGCACGAGUUCAUCUGGACAAAAUCUGCAGCAAGUGUUUGUACAGUCCGGCUCAAAAUUGAUGGUAGGACAAAUCGCUCAAGGGCAAAAGGUUAUAAUAUCCACACCGUCCGCACAGCAACAAGGAACGUCACCGGUACAACAGCAGCAACUGGUGCCAUCUCAAGCUCUUUCGCAACACAUUCAACAAUCACCCCAGCAACAAGUUUCAAUAAACCAAGUUGGAAGUCAGCCAACGCAAAAAGUUAUUCAACAAAUUGUUAACACCAGCAACGUGCAACAACAGAUUGUAGUUGGCGGCCAGCGAAUUAUUUUAAGCCCAGGUCAAACCAUAGUCACUCAAAGAAACGUUCCGCAGAGUCAAGCAUUGCAAAUGGUUCAGCAACAAAUUCAAACUCAGCAGCAACAGCACAUUGUUCAACCUCAGCAACAAUUUGUUGUUCAAUCUUCGUUAAGUACACAAACAAAGUUGGUUAAACAGCUUGUUGUUCAACAACCAUCACAAGAAACAAUUGAAGAGAAAGCACAGAUAACUUCUACUGAUGCCAGUGAAUCUGGUACACAGCAAGUUCUCGUUCCAAAUUCAACCCUAGCCCAGCAAUUGGCGCAGGGCAAGCUACAGGUGGCCACUGUAAACGGGCAACAAGUUAUUGUAAAACCAUUGGGAAAUAAUCAGGCGCAAAUUGUAGCGCACAUUAAACACCAAGGCGAUGGAAACGCCCAUAUUGUAACAAACAAUUCAGCCAGUGCAGUGGCACAAACAAGUCCCCAGUGCUCACCGGUUAAGCCACAGCAGGCUCUUUCAUCACAAAGUCCCCAGCAAGUCGUUAUCCAGCAGCAGCAACAGCAGCAGCAACAAAUACCACAGCAAUCGACAACAAAUUAUGACAGUGGCUUAUCCUCUGUCACUCAGCCGGCUGUGGUGGCACAGACUGUCCAGGGACAAGUUCAACAGCAAGCAUUAACGGUUGAAGAGAGCCUUCUUCAAAACCAGCCUCCUGGAACAGUUAUUAAGUGCGUCACCGCUCAAGUAUUGCAAACAGAGCACGGCCCACGUAUAGUAUUGCAAGGCCUUGUAGGAAACGAUUUUACUGCACAACAAUUGCAAUUAGUUCAAACUCAGGUGAAACAGCAGUUAAUGAAGGCUCAAGAGUCAAAUGGCAAACUCGGUGUUCUGGGCCCAACAAAAAUUUACUUGGCAGUACAACCAGAAAGUGCUGUUCAAUCGCAACCACCUCCACUAACCCCAGUCCACCAAUCAGCUACGCAUCAGCAAACCAACAACAUCGAGAACGACGCAACUGCGCUAACAACAUCUUCCGAAGUCAAUCCAACUAUUAGACUUAGUUCCAUAAGCAAUGGCAGUGAGCAGAAGCAUAAUAAAUGUGAAGAAACUGAAAAAUCUAAUAUUACAAUUAACAAACCCUUUGUCGGUACAUCUCCCCUAUUAGAGGGCUUACAUAGUGGAAAGCCAAAAAUUCAAUCCGAAAUCGAGGAAGUCGACUUAGAAAACAAGCAAGGCGGGAGCUUUGUUAUUACAAGCGGCUAUAUACAAGAGUCUAUUUCAAAUGCCCUUAAGCAAGGUGAUCUGAGUCCGGAACUUGAAGAAAAACUAUUCAGUAUGCAGAAAAAACAGGAAAAUGUAAAUUCAAACUGUAUUGAUAAUUGGGAAACAUUUCAUAACAACAGCGAUUCUGUUGAAUGGAAAAUUCGAACAUCUUUAAAACGUCCAAAUGCGAUGACAACCAGUAACCAGUUUAAUCGCUUUUUAAAAAAAAAUCGCAAGCAGAAUCAAGAUCUAGAAGAACUUGGAGAGCAAAAGCAAUUACAGUUGGACAGACAUAAGGAACUGCUCAAAAAAAGUAUUUUGCGUAAACGUUCAUUAUUAGAACGAAACUUACAGAACGAAAUACACCAAGAUGUUCAAACCAAAGUCCAAAGACAUGUUCGCCCAUUAAAUGUCGCUUCCCCAGAAGUACAGAGCGAAAAUGAAAAAAGUGGCGAUCCAAAUAUAGACAUUAAGCGAUCCGACUCAAAUGCGCAGAACAGCAGACAUGGUGUUGGCAGACCAAAGAAGUUGACAAAGAAAAAGGAAAAGUUAUAUUGCAUUUGUCGUACUCCAUAUGAUGAUACAAAGUUUUACGUGGGAUGCGACCUAUGCAGCAAUUGGUUUCAUGGUGACUGUGUCAGUAUUUCAGAAGAAGCUUCCAAAAAUCUUUCGGAAUUUAUUUGCAUUGAUUGCAAAAAGGCGAGAGAAACUCAACAGCUUUAUUGUAGCUGUCGUCAACCAUACGACGAGUCACAAUUUUACAUUUGCUGCGAUAAAUGCCAGGAUUGGUUCCAUGGGCGUUGCGUCGGAAUACUUCAGAGCGAAGCUGAGUUUAUUGAUGAAUAUGUUUGCCCUGAGUGCCAACGGAAAACAGAUGCAAACGCCGCUAAUAUAAAAAAGCUUGCACGUAAUGAAAUCGAAGAGCUUAAAAACGUUAUUAAACAAAUGCAGUUACACAAAAGUGCUUGGCCCUUUAUGGAACCGGUUGAUCCGAAGGAAGCACCUGACUAUUACAAAGUAAUUAAAGAGCCUAUGGAUCUCAAAAAAGUGGAAACCAAACUCGAAUAUAACGCCUACACAAAAUUAUCUGAGUUCAUUGGUGAUAUGACAAAAAUCUUUGAUAACUGCCGUUACUAUAACCCAAAAGAAUCGUCGUUUUAUCAGUGCGCUGAGGCGCUAGAAUCGUAUUUUGUUCAAAAAAUUAAAAAUGUUCGCGAAAAUAUUUUUGGCCAAAGCGAAUAAGAAAAUUAAAACAAACCAUAAAAAUUUAAGAAAAAAUAUUGUAGUUUGUUAAUUUAGCAUCUUACAAUUAAACAGCGAAUGUAACACUUACAUUUACUUUCAAUUAAAAAUGUAGUUUAUGUAUGUAUAAUAAGAUAAUUCAUGUACAUAUUACCCAUAUGAAAACAACUAUUAUUAUUUUUAUUACAGAUCUCUGUAAUAAGAAUCACAUUUUGUGCUUUACAUCAGUCGUUUAAAAAAUUAAAGUAAGCUUUUGAAACAAACGUUUUUGUAUAAGAUAUUAAAAUGGAAAUGUAAAUGUAAAUUUUAAGAUGUGGUUUUGAUUAAUAGUAUGUGAGUAUUUCAACUCCGACUUGCCGAAA
Drosophila ficusphila is the source of this 8494-nucleotide messenger RNA. It is a transcript of the gene E(bx), whose product is annotated as nucleosome-remodeling factor subunit NURF301. Lineage: Eukaryota; Metazoa; Arthropoda; Insecta; Diptera; Drosophilidae. Gene Ontology annotation, molecular function: RNA polymerase II cis-regulatory region sequence-specific DNA binding. Gene Ontology annotation, biological process: regulation of transcription by RNA polymerase II. The record is from RefSeq and is a predicted model, not a curated record. Gene Ontology annotation, cellular component: NURF complex.